ACCGUUGUUAAAUUCGGUGAAAAACAUAUUUGUUUCAAGAACAACACAGUGAUACCAAAGCAAUUCCAAAAGUAUUUGGAAUUGAUAUACGAGAUUUCAAAGCAUCCGUCAAAUUUUAUAGCUUCUAUGGCACUAAUGUUUUGGCAGUCAGCAAUUCACCAUGCACAUAUCUCUAAGACAUUUAAAGAACAAGAUCAGUUAUUAUUAACGCUUUUAGAGCUAUUUGCAGAGAGACUUAGGAUAUUGUUCCAAGAAGAUGAUGCCGAUAAUAAAAUUACAUAUUACAUUGACAUGGAUUUUGAUUCAAGCAAUGAAUAUAGAGCUUUUGCUUUAGCUUUUCGCACGAGACUUGUUGAAACAAUAAAGUUAAUUACUCAGAUGCGGCCAAUAGAAACUUUCACUUGGAUAGUGAAUAGAAUCCAAAAAACCUUAAAUAUAAAUCUAGAAGAAAAGGAUUUAGAUGUUGAUGGUGUCUGUAAAGCAGACUCCUCAGCUUACAUUAUAUUUGAUGCGGAAUUGACAUUGAUGGAUUCUAUAGUUACUGGGGUCGGAAAAUUGAUAAAAUCUAAUGAAGACCAUGACACAAAUUAUGCUGAAAUCAAGAACGGAAUGAAUAACUUGCUUCAAAUGCUAUUGAAUCUUAAUUACCCGGACGUAUUAAUAUCAAAUAGAUAUUUAGCUUCUAUGCUAUCAUUUGUAGAUAUGCUAAAUAUGGAUUCGAGACUAUUAUUUCAAGUUUUACAAAAGAUAUUUCAGUUUGCUAUAUUUCGUCCUCCCGGUUUUAUUAUUUCACCUGCAUCCACUUUUCCAGAUCCCGUUUAUCGAUUACGAUGUGGAGCUGCUGCAAUAUUGAUAAAGUUUGGCACAUUAAUGCCCGAUGUUUUAAUGAACAUAUAUAAUGAUAUUGCAGGCUAUGUGAAUAAUAUUAUUGAUACCGGAAAUAAUUUGGUUAAGAGAAAAGAAAAAGUAUAUUAUUCUAAAAUUCCGUUAGAACAAAAAAAGGCACUCUUUGAUCCAAUAGUGUUACCGAUAAUGAAUGAAUGGCAUUCUCCUGAUAUAACCCGUUUUAUUACUUCAAUAACACAAUUUCGUGACGCUUCGGGCCUAAAUUUUUUGUCUUCAAUUAUAAUCAAUAUGAAACAAAAAGGCACCUACAAAUCAAAUUCAAAAUUUUCAAAAGAACUUCAUGAAACUAUAGCAUGUUAUGAAUCGGCGCGGUACAAUUUGACAUUAUUGGUAGACACAGUGAUAGCUUUCCUUGUAAAGUCACCGGAGGCAAUUUCAAGUUCUGUAUAUUCAGGAUUAUGGGAGCAAUAUGUACCAACGAUAUUGUUUGCAAUAUUGGCACUGAUACGAAUUAUUCAUCAGCUAUGGAAAAUCGAAUCGUGGCAAGAGUAUCCAGAAGAAUUACAGAAAGUGUUGAGAUUGAGCAAAGAGGAUAAAGCAAGCAUUGUGGGACAAUCAAUAAAUAUUCCAGCAACCGUCUCUAACAAAAAGUCUUAUACAAUAGCUAACUUAUUUGAAUUGACAUUGUUACUUUUAAAUAGUUAUCAUAUUCUUGGUCGACUAGCAGCAUUUGGACCAGCAUUUUAUUCCAUUCCAAAUGCACAUGAAUCUAUUAUGCAAUCUUUGUUUGAAAAUGCUGAAAUACCCGAAGCCCUUUCAGGGUUCUUCCCACAAUUAUUAAAAUUUCUGGAUAAAAAGUUGGUAUUAGAAUGGCGAAUUUUGGCUGAAAAAGGGAUUCAAAUCUCAACAUCAGAAACAGCUCAAUUAUUACAAGAUACUACUAGUGAUAUAUCAGACGAAAUAGUGAAUGAACAGGUGUUAAGGGAUUUGACCAGGGCUUUUGUUGAUAUAUUUGACCAAAUAUUCCUACCAGUGUCUAAAAAACAAGCAAUUGGUGAUAAUACAUCAUCUAUAUUAGAUAAUAAUGCAUUAAAAGAAUAUAUGCUAAAUCAUAUGCCAAUUACUGAGCCUUUCUUGAUGAGCUUGUGUCAUCUCUUGACUUUCAAAGAUACAGUAUCAUGUGCACGAACAACUCAAUUAUGUGCUAGAAUAUUACCGAAUCUGAUAAAACAUGAAGGGUUGAGAGGAUUUGUUGGAACUUCUUUAUUAACUGCUGCAUUGCAGGUAACAAAUGUUAAAUCUUGGCAACCUCCCGAAGUGUACCACUUUGGGAUUGAAUAUGAGCUUAAAGCUUUACAUGAUGGAUAUCAUAAAGAAUCCCAUUCUACAAUAAUUUCUUUUAUUACCGAUCUUUACGUAGAUUUGAGACCCUUAUCAUCUGUUCCUUAUGAAACCUUUGCACAAUUGCUAAAUAUGGAUCAUGUUCAGUUGCAGAAAUUUGAAACGUCCCUAGGUCAAGCAUCCGAAAGCAAAAUUUGUAAAAAGAAAGUUAAAGAGUUCCUUGAAGGAAUAACAGGGCUUUCUACAGAGGAAUGGUUCAAAAUACCUGAUACAGCACCUAUGAGUUCAACCCGUAGAAAAAUUUCUGGUGUUUAUUCAAAGCCUGAAAUUGGAGUUUUGGAUGUAGUUGAGGAUCCUUACGAUGUUGGAAUUGUUGAUUUGUUUGAUUAG
Messenger RNA from Racocetra persica, 2577 nucleotides. The record is from the annotation of a GenBank genome assembly. Lineage: Eukaryota; Fungi; Glomeromycota; Glomeromycetes; Diversisporales; Gigasporaceae.